UUCGGGAGGCCGCGUGUAGCGCGAGGUCGGGGCGCCGCGCAUCGCCUGCAGCGCUGUAGGCCCGUCGGAGGGAGUGCGGGACGGUUCACCUGAGCGCCGUAUCCCAGCCGAGAUGUCCGCGGCGAGGGAGAAGAAGCGAGCCAGGAAGAUGAGGAACCAGCCGGCCAGCGUCACGCUCCCUGCCGAGCCGGGGUCCUUUCCCGGCGGCGGCGGCGGCAACAGGGCCUGCUCGGCCCCAGGAGAUGUUCGUUCUGAGCAGCAGUAUCAACAGCAGAAAUUUUUGCAUCCGUCACCUGGGCCUCCCUACAGGAAAGACCAAAAUAGAGGAGACUCGAGAGGCAGAGGAAGGGGAGGAUGGCAGGGAGAGCAUCAGAGUUCUUCUGAAGAACUGCCUAGAUUCAUAACAGUGUCUACCUUUGCUCAAGCUCGUGCUGCUGAGAUCAAAGCCAUGCUGAAAGCAGUUGCACAGAAAUCUUCCAACUCUCUAGUCUUCCAGACUCUGCCCAGGCACAUGCGAAGGCGAGCUAUGAGUCACAAUAUUAAGCGCCUGCCCAGGCGGCUGCAAGAGGUUGCCAGAAAAGAGGCUGAGAAAGUUGUACAUCAGAAGAAAGAGCAGUCCAAGACUAAAUGCCGCAAAGCCCGAAGACGCCACGUAAAUUUGGUAGCAGAGUUUAAUCGCAGGCAAAGGAAAAAUAUUUGGCUGGAAACACAUAUUUGGCAUGCAAAGAGAUUUCAUAUGGUAAAGAAAUGGGGAUACUGUUUAGGAAACAGCCCUACAGAGAAGUGCUACAGGGCUUGUUACCGAGCCAUGACAAAUCACUGCCUUCUCCAGGAUUUAUCAUAUUAUUGUUGUCUGGAGUUGACUGGUAAAGAGAAUGAGCUUCUGAGACAACUUGCUCGAAUAUGUAGUGUUGAUGCAGGAUUAACAUUUGGAGCAGCCAGUUGUCUGUCUGGAAGACUUGAAGGUUCCUUGAAUCUUUACCGAGCAGAUCGCUAUCCUGAGGACAUGCUUGGUCCUGUUACAUUCAUUUGGAAACCAAGGUGUGGGUCUGAAAACAGACAGUUAUGGAUUUGGAUGCAUCCAGCUCUCAAGCAGGACGUACUGAAUGAGUUGAAAGCAGUUUUUCAGUGUUCAGAGCCUGAGGAGAUCUGUAUUCCUGAGCCAAUUGCAACACUAACUCAAGAGGAAGAACAAAUGGAUCUUGUUCAGAGCCUUGGCAAAAAAAGAAAGAAAGAGGACAAAGAAGGAGAUAAAGCUGUGCCAGUGAAGAAAAUAAUUGGUGAUGGCACUAGAGACCCAUUCCAGUCCUACUCCUGGGUCUCACAAAUUACUGGCAUUGUGAUCAGGGAUCAAACAAUGGAGAUUCUCAGAUAUCGACUGAUUGGCCCAUUAUCACACUCCGUCCUUACAGAGACCCUGAAAGCUGCUUCUAUCCAAACAGAGAUGGUGGAUUCACAGUCGAAACUGAAUAACUGGUGGGUAGAAAACUGCAAGGUCUCUGAAAAAGUAUCUCUUCAUCAUCGUCAAACAGCUAUCUUUGAGCUCUUAGAAGGGAUAAGUUCACCAUCAGAAAUGCCACCAGGUACAGUACUGGGCCUCACUGUUGGAGAUCCUCGAGUAAAUCUGCCAAAAAAAAAGACAAAAGCCAUUCCAGAUCCGGAAAAAUACCAAGAUAAUGAUAAAGUUAGGCAGCUGUACCUGGAGGGUGUACCUGCUGAGUGUGCUCACAGCUUUAUCUGGGACCAGGACAUCUGUAAGAACGUCACUGAAAAUAAAAUCUCAGAGCAGGAAUUAAACAAAAUGAGAGCCCAGUUACUGGUACCUGGAUCUCAGCUUGAUUUGGGUCCUUGUGAAUCUAAAAUUCCUAUACUGUUGGUGCAGCAGCCAGGAAAAAUGGCUGGAGAAGAUCGACCAGGAUGGGGGAGUGGCUGGGAUAUCUGUCUCCCAAAGGGCUGGGGCAUGGCUUUCUGGAUUCCUUUUAUCUAUCGAGGUGUACGAGUUGGUGGCUUGCAAGAGGCUUCAAAACAUUCUGAGUAUCAAAGAAUACCUCACACUCCAGAUGAUUUCCCUGAUUGCCCGGCGGGAAUGCAGUUUGCCAAAGAACUGGAAAGCUGUCUUCUUGACAAAUUCAAACGACGUCCACCUGCAAAAAGGGCGAAUUAUGUCAAACUGGGCACUCUGUCCCCCUUCAUCUGUCCUUGGGGGCAACUGGUGAAGAGCUGGGAAGGAAGAAUGAAAGCUUCAGAAGAAUUUGUGCAUCGUUCUUCCCCACAUGCUGAGCACUGUGCAACUGAAGGACAUGGCUUUUGUGACCCCAAACCAGAAGUGGUGAAAGAAGCUUCCCCUGAGACUGGUGAGGUAGAGGAGACCAUGGAAAUAAGCUCUGAAGAUUCUAUAAAGACAGAGGGUGAUACAGACACCCAAGAUUUUGGUGAGAGAGGUGAAACUAUGAGAAGUGACUUUAUUGUUCUCAGGAGUGAGAAAUUACUAAUGCAGUUAUCAGCCUGGUGUUACCCCACUUCUGGAAAAGAUCGGCGGCCUCGCCUUGUUUCUCAGCUUGGAGGAAAGGAAAUGACUGAAGAUGUCCUUUUGCCAAUCUUGAUGAGCUAUCCCAGGGCUCUGGUAUGGGUCAACUUGUCUCUCCUGAGGAAGGGGAACCCUGAAUUACAUGCCAUGAUUUGCAUCCCAACAGAAGAUGAUUUACUGCACUUAAGCAAGGACAGACUCUUCUGUGGUCCUCAAGAACCCAAGCAUCGUGACAUAUUCAAGCACAAGGUACAGAAGCUAAAAGAAAAGAAGAAGAAGAAGAAAGAGGAAGAUAAUUUGAAGGCCCAAGAAAGCAACCCUCCCAGUGUUCCAGAGAAAGAAACAACUGAGGAAUGUAAAGACCUCAUUCUAGGUCUUUGGUCAGGCACUCUCCCGGAUGUUACUUCCCAUUGCUGCAGAACUCUCUUGGGAUAUGUAACUCGAGGGGAUUUUUCACUAGCUACAGGCUGUGGAGAAGCACUGGGUUUUGUUAGCUUGACAGGGUUGCUUUAUAUGUUAUACAGCCAGCCAGCAGAUAAAAAAGGGCUUGUUUUGCUGAGAACUCCAGCAUCUUUACAGUACAGAUUUGCAAGACUUAGUAUUGAGGUUUAAGUAUCAAUGAAGUUCAGUAGAAUGCAAAAUACACCAAAGUAUGUAUUAUGUCUCCUAUGGCCUUUCUGCUAGGCCAUUGAAGAAGUAUUUCUGAACCUUGAGGAAUAUGAAACGAUUGGAAAGCUUUGUAGCAUUAUUAAUGGGAAUAACUGAUACUUAAACCUGGUAUUACUUCUGAUGUCCACAUUGUGCAGGAUUUCUGACAGUAACAUGCAUGUCACCAUUAUAUUCUAUAUCUGAGAAGCCUGUUUUUCACCUCAGUGCUAUAAGGGUUCUGAAACAAAAUAACAAAUUUUCAUUUUAGAAAUCUUCUGAUGAGAUGGCUGAUAAAUUGUAGCUUUCCAGAUCACUGUUCACAUACAAGCAUGUGCCCUCUGGGGUGUAUAUGUAGCAAGUGGCUUUUACCAUUCCUUGAGUCUGAAAAUGUGUGGCUACAGUGGAAUAGAAUUAAGUGGACAAUUCUAGCACAGCCAGCAGGUAAGGUGUGUUGGUGGAAAAGCUCUGUUUAAAUGAAAUGCAAAUAUUUGAUAGUCCAGCUGCAUAAUUUUAAAAUUACAGCAACUAAAGCUCUUAAAUUGGAAAGCAUAUCUAUUUCUCUCUAUUCUGAGAGAGGAAACUGUCUUUUUGAAAGAUAAUAAGCUUUUUGAAUGUAAAUUGCUCUUGGUGGGUCAGCAUACAUUUUCUGUUGUAAGUGGGAAUAUUUUGAUUCUGUGUAAUGUUUUAUUUUUGUAUGGAGUGUGCUGGGACCAAGGCUUUCUUCAUUUUGCAAUAGGGUUUAUGGAGGUUGAAGCAGUCAUAUAACCUAUAAAAUGUAUGAGAAUGGAGAGAAAGAUAUUUAAUUUGACUGGGGAAGGGUGGUUACUUGGUUUUGUUGCUGGUUGGGCUUCUUUUUGUUAAUGGUAACCCUAAACUUCUAGCCAUUCUUGAGUUAAGCAGCUUGAAAGUGAAUUUACAGUAAUGCACUGUAGUUUAAUCUGAGCAUGGUACAAAUAUUUACCAGUUGUUAACAUAAACCUAAAAUGAGACUACAAAUAAAAAUGUAAUCUAUUCUUGAUUCAGGAAUCUUAACGAUUCGGCUUGAUUUGUUGAAGUAAUAAAUUAAAUAUGAAUCAGUUGAUGAUUUUGUCUUCCUAAGUAUCAGUCGGUAACUUAAUUCCCACAGCCACAGUUUUGUUUGAAAAAAUCCUUGGGGGAAUAAAUGAAUGUUUUGUGGAGUUCUUUUGCUGCAGGGAGAAUUUAGUGUAACUUAACUUCAUAAUUAUUAAUGUUGAGGUCCAUUGUUGGAUUAAAUGGAGAUAUUCAAGACCUG
Molecule: messenger RNA, 4448 nt
Organism: Tympanuchus pallidicinctus (lesser prairie-chicken)
Lineage: Eukaryota; Metazoa; Chordata; Aves; Galliformes; Phasianidae
Gene: POP1
Product: POP1 homolog, ribonuclease P/MRP subunit
Exons: 15
Coding region: 113-3139 (1008 amino acids)
Biological process (GO): tRNA 5'-leader removal
Cellular component (GO): ribonuclease MRP complex; nucleolar ribonuclease P complex
Source: RefSeq, a predicted model, not a curated record